AUGAUCGCCGCGGCGCUGUUUGCCAAACAUGUACUGCCGCGGACGCCGUUCUUGAAUCAAACGAUGCUCGACGCUCCUGACGACGAGGCGAUGGAAGAGAUUCGCCGCCGCGAAACAAUCGUCGAUCUUUCGCACCUGGUCGGCAACACAGGGCAUGCCCUGACGGCGCUGCGGCCCAGUGGCAAAGCCAAAAUCGGGCACGAGAUCGUGAGCGUCACCUCCGACGGUGAUAUGAUUGAGUCAGGCGACAAGAUUGUCGUCGUGGAAGUCCGCGGCCUCGCGCUGAUUGUGCUCGAGAUGUUCAUCCCGUCCGGGGGUGUGCUGGGCUUUCUCGCGGCGGUCGCGCUCGUGGGGGCAGUUAUUUACGCCUAUUUGAAGUGCGACAUCGCCGUGGGGACUGCGUUCCUCGCUGCAACAGUCAUUACCGUUCCAAUUUUGAUCGGCAUGGCCAUUCGCGUUUGGCCCUACACGCCGCUGGGACGCAUGAUCCUGCUUGAUUCGGCCACCGAACAGUCGCAGGACGAUUUAAACAGUAACGUGCAUACAGAACUCGUCGGCCGCCGUGGGAUCGCGAAAAGCAACCUUUUGCCCAGCGGUGUGGCCGAGAUCGACGGCGAGCACUGGGAUGUCAUCAUCAUUGGCCCCGCGGCCGAUCGAGGCGAUUUAAUUGAAGUCAUCGAAGUGGAAGGCAAUCGAAUCCUUGUCGCCAAAGUCGACGAAAUGGAAGACGCCCCCGUUGCCGCCGACGCGGAAGAAGGAGCCGAGUCCCUUACGACCCGAAACGACGAGAUCUUCGAAGACGACCCCUUUGCUUGA
Molecule: messenger RNA, 816 nt
Organism: Symbiodinium sp. CCMP2456
Lineage: Eukaryota; Dinophyceae; Suessiales; Symbiodiniaceae
Source: the annotation of a GenBank genome assembly